Messenger RNA from Strongyloides ratti, 492 nucleotides. RefSeq names its product Transthyretin-like family-containing protein. Gene Ontology annotation, cellular component: cell surface. The record is from RefSeq and is a predicted model, not a curated record. The transcript is spliced from 2 exons. Lineage: Eukaryota; Metazoa; Nematoda; Chromadorea; Rhabditida; Strongyloididae. The coding region runs from base 1 to 492 and encodes 163 amino acids.
AUGUAUCCCAGUAAUUUAGCUUUAGUAUCAGGAACAACGUUAUGCCUAAACAGACCAGCUCCAAAUAUUAAAAUUGAUCUUUUAAAAAAAGGAGUAUAUGGACAAGAGUUUUUUUUAAAAGAAACACAGUCUUCAAACAGGGGCUUUUUUCAGUUUCGAAUACAAGCAGAUAAACUAGAACACCCACGUGCAUAUAUUAAAAUAACUUAUAAUUGUGGUAGUCAAAUACCAGGAUGUUAUUACACAUAUUUUGUUCAUCUAAAUAAACGAAUUCCUGAAAAAUCUUUUCCUAUUGUAGCUAGUUAUAAACUUAAUAAUAUUGAGUUAGGUAAAAAAUAUUUUGGAAGAAGAAAACAUUGUCCAAAUCAACCAAUUAGAAGAAAUUUUUUUCAUUUCUUUCCUCGUAGGUAUGUUCAAAUAUCAUAUGAAAUGGUUAAAUUUUUAUUUUUUUCAGAGGUUAACUUCUUAGUGAUACUGUUUAAAGAAAUUUGA